Messenger RNA from Symbiodinium natans, 1113 nucleotides. NCBI's taxonomy places the organism in Eukaryota, Dinophyceae, Suessiales, Symbiodiniaceae. The record is from the annotation of a GenBank genome assembly.
AUGUCCAUGGAGGGCUAUGUAUGGGCAGCCCCAUUGAAGCCGCAGAUGCUGGUACAACCAGCCGGCGCCCCGACCAAUGCUUGGGGAUGGCAGCCAGCACCUGUCGUAGUGACUCGCCGCACCUAUCGUGUGGUGGCAAGGCCAGUGCAAGCACCUGGCUUGGUGACUCGGCGCACCAUUCGUGUGGUCGUGAAGCCGGCCAGUGUGGUGGUGAAGGCAGCUGCGCCGAUGCAGCUGCCUCACCUUCUCGGGCCGCCGAGGGCACCGGCUGUGGCGCACCCCAAGAAGGGGUUGCUUCAAGCUGGAGCAGGCGAGCCUGCCCCGACUGAGGAGGCUCCAGUCGACCUUGAGGCAUGUGAGACAGUGGAAGCAACGAACGCGGUUGCCGAAGUCUUUGCCCCGGCUCCCGAGCUGGUCUACCCGAAGGGUAGGCCUGUCUCGUAUGGCCCGGGGAGGCCUUUCAUGGAACUUCAAGAUCCAACAGCUUUCCAAGCAGACACCGACGUUCCCGAAACCGCUCCGAAGCCGGCUCCGGGGCCGGCUCCAGAGCCCGCAGAAGACGCUAGCCCACCGCCGGAACCUCGGCAGGAACUACCGGGCCAGGCUGAGGCCUUGGAAGCGCUUAAGGCGCUGAUGGCGGAGCUCGGCGGAAUGGGCUUCAAGGUCCCCAAGAAGCCGACGGGCGAACCAGAGGCGGGGCGGGCACAAGGGAAGCUGAUCAAGACUGCCUUUGAGGUGGGAGACCUCGUGGUCCUCAGUGACACGAUCCAGCCGAAGAGCUUGCGGCUCCGGUACGCUGUUAUCAUGCAGGUGCACGAGAAGCACUACACAGCGAGAACGUUGGCAGAAGACAAGGCGACCUCGCUCGAGGAAUGCUGGCCAUUCAAGGAGGAUGCCGCGCUCGAGAGCACGGUCGGCCGACUGGGAAGCCGAGUGCGCGUUGCGCAGGGGUCCUAUGCGGGCUGCAGUGGCAAGGUGGCCAAUGCGCCCGGCCACCCGAUAUUCCCAGUCUUCCGACAGUUCAGGAACGGCAAACUGCAGUACGUCAUCAAUGUGCGCUUGGAUGACGGCAGGGACGCGCUGUUCCUGUUCACCGAGCUCCGGGCAGAUUGA